This is a messenger RNA of Cladophialophora immunda, 2710 nucleotides long. RefSeq lists its product as uncharacterized. Bases 806 to 2395 code for a protein of 529 amino acids. The record is from RefSeq and is a predicted model, not a curated record. NCBI's taxonomy places the organism in Eukaryota, Fungi, Ascomycota, Eurotiomycetes, Chaetothyriales, Herpotrichiellaceae. The transcript has a single exon.
GACAAGUCUCAACCCAAGAAUGUUGCAAAAAGCGAAUGGUGAAUUCCCUUUAUUAUUAUUAUCAUCAUCAUCAUUAUCAUCUUGUCCAUAUCCUCCGGGUAAGCACAGUCAAGUUCUUCCAUCCUAGAAUGAGGCUACCCUGCAGCCUUCCUCUGACUGAUCCUUCGCGGUGCCUGACAUGCGCCUCCGUGCCGAGGAGCUGUAUCAAUCCUUUUUCCCUUUUUGUCUGAUCAUAUGGUGUCGACGGGACUCUCUACCAGUCAUGCCAGAUUGAGAGUCUUGGUACCUUGCGUGCGGGAUAAUCGGAAGGGGUUGAACACGAGCACCUCUCGAAGCAUGAUUGAGAACAGCAAAGCAUUUCAGCUGCCCAGACAGCCCGAACAAAGCUGCCUAUUCAUCCAUCCAAUCUGCGACCUUCACACUUCACCCAUGCCCUCCGGAAGUGCGCGGUGCCCAAGUCCGGCAACCUUGGCAAUCCAAAAGAGAUAUGGGAGUCUUGGGUUUUAAGCGAGCCGCAUCGUUCAACCAGGCAAAGCUCGUCUAAAGUCUCCCAACUCAUCAUCGCGAAUAUCGACCUAGACAUUUUCGACUCAGCCUCGAACCAUGCUCAGAGAGCCUGGACAGGUCUUAGCUCCAUAUGAUGGCUGUAUCGUUGGGGUCUGGGAAGCCCUCGCGAAGCUCGUGUGGAUAUCAAUGGUUUCAGGCUAUCUCUGUCCCCAGAUUUAUAAUCGCCCUUCCCCCAGCUGUGCCAUGCUAGGCUUUCUGCUUUCAGUGAGAAAGAGCCUCCAUCCUUCCUCUAUUCACUAUGAGCACCUGGACUACAUUACCCCGGUCGUGGAAGUUGGAGGAUGUUCAAGCAGCCUUGAAUGUCAUCGUCACAGCUCUAAGCGGCAUCACCAUAUUUGUAUUCACACGCUGCUACUGGUCACUCAGUGCACGAGUGGCUGCAAAGGGAAGGGCUGUGCCAGUAUCGUCCCUUCUCAGCUUAAACACACCUGGCGAGGCCAUCGAUGUUCUCUUACUACUGAAAUCUCAUGUCUUCCAACAUUGGAAUAUUGUUGCUCAAAGUCUAAUUGUUAUUGCUCUCUCAAUCACAACUAUCCUGUCCGGUCCAAUCGCGAAAUACUCAACCAGACUGACCCAUGUCGUGGUCCAAACGGAGGUCAAUGGACUUCUGGCUGGGAGAACAGAUAACAGCAUUCCAGACUCUCAAGUGGCAUGGAAUUUGACUCUAACAAGUCUCGAACGCGCCGACUUCCCCAUCGACGAACUUCUGGACUAUCUCCCAGACACUUCGGAUUUAUGGGUUUACCGUCCUGACGAGUGGAACAACAGUUGGAGUAUGACCUGCAAGCCCACCGAGUCAAAGCCUGUAAGCCUCCAUCUCACGUCGACAUGUGACACUUUCGUCGGUAAAUUUGGUGGUGCAAUAGAAGAUGAAAUCCUUCCGGCAUGUCUGCCCAGUGACUACUGCUAUUACGACAACGCAGACUUCUACACCAACGCAACACUGAUCAAGGACCUGCUCAUUUGUAUGUAUGCGGCAAACUACUCAGACUGGGAUGAAGCCAGCGGCAGCUUCGGUACAUAUCGCACGCUGGACAUGUCUCUGGCAACUUUGCAUCUUCACAACGCCCCGAAGAAUGACUCUGAUGACAAUGCCCCGUGUCGGUUUGGUGAGGGGCCUGUGGGCUCCGCUUCAUAUACACGAGUCGACUGUACUGUCAGGCUCACCAAUGAUCGCAUUGAGGAUGGCACAUGGAUUGCAUUUCCCGACAUUGGAGACGUUUUCAACAUCCCUUUCGCAAUGAUCGGCAACUACUUCACACGCUUCAAGCAGGAGUCAAUGGCAGACGAUGAGAUUACCGUGAUUAGCCCAAGAGAUUUGCAACGAUUCUAUCAGACAUACAUGGUUACGAAGGACACUCAACUCAAGCGGCCGGUCAACCGCAAGCUAAGCGUUAGAGUUGUUGCUGUGCAGCUGUCCAACGGGUUUAUCGCCGCCUUUGGCGUUCUUGCUCUCUUCAUUUGUCUCGGCGGGGCAGCAUAUGCUCUCCUGCUUUUCAGAAAUCGAGGAGCCAUGGACUCCUUACCGCAGUCAAAGCUUGAUUGGUUGUUGGCAUUCAUCAUGUCAAGGUCCCCAAACCCCAGUGGUGUCGAUGGUCGAGGCCCAAUACCACCGACGGUCACCGAGGCCGGGGCUAUGGUACCCUGGCAGAUGAGAGCACACAAGAAGCGUGCCCAUUUUGAGGCCGCUGUUUACAGCACAACGUGGACUGGAGAUGUCCCUCACUCACCCAACAUCCACGCAUUAUCCCCUGUCAUUCCGGACAAAUUAGUCGAGCCGAGACACAUCUCGGACCAGGGUGAGAUAGAGAGGAGCUUCGCGUCCUAAGUCUGACGGCUCAGUUUGGGUCAGCGAACUACAAGGGGAUCGUCUUGUGCCGAUCUUCCCGUGGGAAGAUUUAUACCUCUUCUCUCGACGAAGGAAUUUGCCACCAAUCAACCUCGCUGUUGUGGGCUUGCACUGAGAGCACUAUCACGAUUCAUUUGCGGCUCAAGCCCCGUUAAGUUGGUUGGGCCUUUCCAGGGUCUUUUAAUUCGAUGAGGAAGACGAUAUGUAAGGUUGGCUAUUGUCAUCCGAUUGCUAAGCUCCGGCACGGCAGGCUUUCAUAUAUUGUUUUUUCCGUGAAUCGGUAAUGGCAGCAGG